AUGAAAAAACUGUUAGAGAACGUUUUAGAGUCUGGUGAUGUGCGGGAAUUGGAAAGUGCCAUUGUUAGUGCACAGAAUAGCAUUAUCAACUCGGCGAAUUUCCACCAACAAAACACAGACCUCGGUGAUAUUCUCUUGCGUUGCCGAAAAGCCCUUGUCAAUAAUCUUGAAGAGUGUAAAACACUACUCAAACCACUUCGUCGGGCCUGUCGACACUUUGAUGAGGAGGAACUUACAAAUACACUGCAGAAAAUUUACCGUGAACCUCCCGAAGUACGUCGCUACAUGCGUACAGACAUUUUAGAGGCAGAGGCAUUGCGCCACCGUAUGCUUGAUGCUGCUGAGAAGGCACACAAAAUACUAGAGUGUACGAACUGGAAAGAAGUGGAACACUUUCUUGAUGCCAACACUGCUAUACUUCCUGAUCGAACAGUACUGGCCCUCUUGCGACGAAGGGAGGAACUCUUAGCGGAACUACGAAGAAAACCUUCGGAUACUGCAUGGCGAAUAUCAGAGUUGACCCCAAGGCAUGCUAAUGGUACUCAAGAAAGGAUUACGAAGGAAAUCUAUCUUGAUGAUAAUCUUAACAACGAUAAUAAUAAUAAUAAGAAUUAUAGUAAUAAUAAGAAUUAUAAUAGUACUACUCUGAAUGCCGGCUUAACACUUCGUUCAUUACUGUGUGGAGAGGAAAGUCAACGUCAAGCAUUGUCUAUAGAGGAGCAUACCCAGCGUGUAUUGUGUUAUAAAUUGAUGAUGGGCGAUUUGGCAUUAUUACUAUCAGGUACAAAAGGGCCUAAAAGAACAAUUACAGAGUUCCACAGAGCAGGGGAAGAGAGUACACCUAGUAUGACACCCAUGAUGAGUUCAUCAUCAAGGAAAAACAAUACAGAUGUUGUGGAUUCUUGUCUGCGUUUAGGGAGCAGAGCAACUACCCCAGAUGUAUCUCCCAUUAGAGAAACUUCUUUGACAGAUUUCAUAUCAAAAACAGAGAACCAAGUGCAAAAACAUCGAGAAGAUCAGAUAAGUGAUGUUAGUACCUUACCAACUGCAGUAGUUACAAACUCCAACAAUAGUAAUCCGAUUAUUCUCCCAGACACAGUGUCGUCUUUGCUGUUAGAGCGACAUGCGGUUGUUUCACCCACCGUAUGGGCACAACUUCGCGCAAUGAUGCGUGAAGAAGAUGUUCGUCGCCGUGAUAUUGAAAGCACAGAAGAUUUUGAGCGAAGUGUGUUUUUACUUCCUAUGGCUGUGCAGGGUGGACUUCUUACACGUAUCCUUCCGGGGCGGUCAACAUUGUCUAGGCGAUGA
Molecule: messenger RNA, 1308 nt
Organism: Trypanosoma theileri
Lineage: Eukaryota; Euglenozoa; Kinetoplastea; Trypanosomatida; Trypanosomatidae
Product: Trichohyalin
Exons: 1
Coding region: 1-1308 (435 amino acids)
Source: RefSeq, a predicted model, not a curated record